Humulus lupulus (European hop) is the source of this 1283-nucleotide messenger RNA. Its product is annotated as 2-methylene-furan-3-one reductase-like. The record is from RefSeq and is a predicted model, not a curated record. The coding region runs from base 103 to 1065 and encodes 320 amino acids. NCBI's taxonomy places the organism in Eukaryota, Viridiplantae, Streptophyta, Magnoliopsida, Rosales, Cannabaceae. Gene Ontology annotation, molecular function: zinc ion binding; oxidoreductase activity, acting on the CH-CH group of donors, NAD or NADP as acceptor. The transcript is spliced from 4 exons.
CAUCUUCCUCUAACCCCAAGCCCAGCCAGUUUGCUUACUUUGUUUCUUCCUGAAGUCCAACUUCACAUUUCUUCUUACUCCUCUUCGUCUCUGUGCAAAUCCAUGGCUGCUCCUUCUUUUGAUUCCUUACCUUCUGUCAACAAAGCUUGGAUUUACUCCGAUUAUGGCAACUCUUCCGAUAUCUUGAAGCUUGACCCCAACGUACCAGUUCCUCAACCCAAAGAAGACCAGGUUCUCAUCAAGGUUGUGGCUGCCUCCCUCAAUCCUAUUGAUUUCAAGAGAAUGCACGGCCUUUUAAAAGCUGUUGAUGAUCUACCUAUUGUUCCGGGUUGGGAUGUUGCUGGUGUGGUGGUAAAGGUGGGAAGCCAAGUAAAGAAAUUCAAGGUCGGGGAUGAAGUUUAUGGAGAUAUCAAUGAGACAGGUACAGUAAAACCGGAAAAGUUUGGUACUUUGGCUGAGUACACUGCUGCAUCAGAGAAAGUUUUGGCUCUGAAACCAAAGAAUCUGAGCUUUGUGGAAGCUGCUAGUCUUCCCUUAGCUAUGGAGACUGCCUAUGAGGGUCUUGAACGAGGUGGACUUGCUCCUGGUAAAUCCGUUCUCGUUCUAGGAGGUGCUGGUGGAGUUGGAACUCACAUUAUUCAGCUUGCGAAACAUGUUUUCGGUGCAUCGAAAGUGGCUGCUACAGCCAGCACAGCGAAAUUGGGCAUGUUGAGGAGCUUGGGUGCUGAUUUGGCUAUUGAUUACACCAAAGAGAAUGUUGAGGACCUUCCUGAGAAAUUUGAUGUGGUGUUUGAUACCGUUGGCCAAGUUGACCGAGCUGUUAAGGUCCUGAAAGAGGGCGGAAAGAUUGUGACAAUUGUAGGCCCUGCACCUGAAGCAAUCUUCUUUUUUCUGAAUUCAACUGCCACUACAUUGGAGAAGCUGGAGCCUUACUUAGAGAGUGGUAAGGUGAAGCCAUUGAUUGAUCCCAAAGGCCAGUUCCCAUUUUCCAAGACCGUGGAAGCAUAUUCCUACCUUGAGACUUCCAGAGCUACAGGAAAGAUUGUAAUCCACCCCAUCCCCUAAGUAGAAAGCUUGAAACUAUCCGUAUGCUGUAUCAAAUUUUAAUUCCUUGUUUGUUUGUUAACAUCGGCUAGAGAAAAAAAUAAAUAAACUAUUUGUAACUUUGUGAAGAUGAAUAAUUUGAGUUUGAGUUUUUUCACAACUUUCAACAUUAUUUAUGUAUUUCAGUAUAAACUGGUGGACAUCCCAUUUGUUUAAAUGAAUAUAUAAUGAAUUGGGUC